Molecule: messenger RNA, 9088 nt
Organism: Phasianus colchicus (ring-necked pheasant)
Lineage: Eukaryota; Metazoa; Chordata; Aves; Galliformes; Phasianidae
Source: RefSeq, a predicted model, not a curated record
GCCCGCCUCGCCGCCCCACCCCCCCGGCGCCGUGGAACCCGACCCCGCCUUCCCCGCCCCGUUGCCAUGGUCACCGUCUCUCCGCGGGGCCAACCCUUCGUCGCUCCUGCCGCCGUCGGGCCGCGAAGCGCCGUGUGUUGAGGAAAAGUCCGCAGACGCGAAAGUGCAGAGAACUUGCACCUGAAACACAAACCGUGUCCGUUUAUUUUCGGAGUGGUGUAGGAGCAGAACACGUAUGUACGUAUCUCUAGGAUAGAGGAAAAGGAAACGCGGCCGAUAUCUGUAGUUUUGAUACUUCUUUGUCACAGAGGUGUUACGACCAAAUUAGACAGCGAUGUAUUUUGAGAAAGUGUAUCUGGUGUGUUCUUUCUGAUGCUGAUACCUGCCUGCCACUGUACUCCGUCGGUAUGUAAUAAUGAGCCCUGGGCGGCCCAGUGAAAUGAAAUGUAAGGUUUGCCUCGUUGGUCGAUGCAGCGCUCCCGGGUUGUGUGGAAUAAUGUUCUUCCCUUUUCAUUGCCGUUUUGAUUCUGUUUCUUGUCCCUCAAAUAGGUUUUAAAUAUGUUGUUGAAACUUUUUCCCUUUCAAUCAGAAAAAAAGGAGAUGUCACUGGUAUCUGCAGUUUGAAGACUGGAUCUUAUCUGAAAGUCACUGAGCCCAGGCGCUGCCACCUUAGUCUUCCCAUAGGACAAGGAUGCCUUCGUUUCUCAAUAUGAACAAUGACCAUAGUUAACGAGCCAAAAUCUUCCAAGUCCAAAAAAUCCUCAUCGAGACGAUCUGGUAAAUCCAAGAAACCCAGAACUAAAACUAUGAAGUCACGCACUGCAAACUGCAGCCGGAUACCACCUGCAAAAGAUCGAAACCAGGUCUCUGUGAACGAAGGACGUGGAGGUGCUAUUUAUUGUAGAUCAUCUAAAAAAGCUAGACCUCUUACCGAAGAUUUAGUCAUUAAUGAUGGAAUUGCUCCACCACAAAGGAUUCUUUUUCCACCUGAGAAGAUUUGUAUGGAUUGGCAACAAACACAAAAUGUUGGAGUUGGACUCUACAAUCUUGGCAAUACGUGUUUUAUUAAUUCUGCUCUACAGUGUUUGACCUACACACCCCCACUCGCCAACUACAUGCUUUCCCUUGAGCAUACCCAGUCGUGUAAUUAUCAAGGCUUCUGCAUGAUGUGCACUAUGGAAACUCACGUUAACCGAGUCUUGUGUUAUGCUCAUGAUGCCAUCAGGCCUGUAGUUUUUGUCCAUGAACUUAAACGAAUAGGAAAACAUUUCCGCCAUGGUGCUCAGGAAGAUGCACACGAGUUCUUACGCUUCACUGUUGAUGCUAUGCAGGAAGUGUGUUUGCAUGGAUGCACCAUAUUAGACAGAUCUUCUCAAGCAACCACCAUCAUUCAUCAAAUAUUUGGAGGAUUUCUAAGAUCCAGAGUAAAGUGCUUGAACUGCAAAGCAGUGUCGGAUACAUAUGAGCCAUUCCUUGAUAUACCUCUGGAUAUAAAGACAGAUUCAUCUGUUAUCAAAGCUCUGGAACAAUUUGUGAAACCUGAACAGCUGGAUGGUGAAAAUUGCUACAAAUGUAACAAAUGCAUGAAGAUGGCGCCAGCCUCAAAGAGGUUUACAAUACAUCGUUCUCCAAAUGUACUUACAGUAUCACUGAAAAGAUUUGCAGAUUUCACGGGUGCGAAGAUCACCAAGGCAAUUGAAUAUCCUGAGUACUUUGAUCUUCGAGCUUAUAUGUCUCAAUCAGCUGGAGAGCCACUCAUUUAUGCUUUAUAUGCUGUCUUGGUUCACAAUGGUUCCGAUUCUCAUUCAGGACACUACUACUGCUUCAUAAAGGCUGCUGAUGGACUUUGGUAUCAGAUGAAUGAUGCUUCGGUAGUGCGAAGUAACAUCAAAACAGUCCUAAGUCAGCAAGCUUAUUUACUAUUUUAUAUCAGGCGCUACGAUCUGACACUUGGAGAAAGUGAAUUUUACUUACCAGAGCCUCAUCCCUAUUCACUCCGUGAUGAGAGUGAGACUAAUAGUAAGCAGGCUGGCUUUAUGGGACCACGACUUCCUCCUAAUAUGAUUAAGAAUUCAAGUCGUUUAAAUGGAAAUGUAUUUUUACAAGAAGGUACCAAUUCCGUAGAUGUCACCUUAAAAAGGCCAGCUUCAGCUCCACCCAUAGCCUGUGUUCAAAACUUGUCAAUGAUCAGGCCUUCAAUUACCGACCCAUCAAGAAGCCAGAAGAUGUCUGUCGGUAUUCAGAACCAAUUGCCUGCACGUCAGACAGCGUCACAGCCUGACUGUCUUCGUGCUCUGGAGGAGGAGGAGAUGAUGAUGUCUGUUCCUUCAUCCACAAUUACACAUUAUUGUGCAGCAGAGUCUACCUCAAAUGCAUCUACAAUGUUAGCUGCUAAUAUUUUCGAACAACAAAUUUUGGAUGACAUUUUAAUUGAGCCAGUGAUGAAUGGAAUUCCUAACGUAGUCUCUUAUGGUACAGAAUUUUCAGGAAAAUCUGAGGAGGAGUCAGGAGGCUUAUUUACAAGGAAUUGCAACGUAGUAACUUCUAAUGGAAUUUUGGUUGGAAAGGUCUGUACAUUGCAGGAUUCCUAUUCUUCCUGUCAGAAUGCUGAAGAGGAAAGAUCCCAGCAUGAGCUGCCAAAAAAUGAUUCACUAAAUGGUGCUAAUAGUUUAGAUAAUGAACCUAAAGAAAAUGGACUGAAACUUGAUGAGUCCAGUUGCCAAGUCCCGUCUGUUAAACCUUCCAAAAUGUUAUUUUCUAAAACCAAUGGAGUGCUUGAAACAAUGCCUAUAGCUUUGUCUCCAGUCUCUCAAGAAAUAAUCCUAGAUUCCUUUACAUUCAGCCAGUUGAACAGCUUGUCAGAGGAAAUAAGUGUCCCUGGACCUCAGAAAUCUUCUGAGAACAAUUAUCUUAUGGAAACAGUAAUGAUGGAAGCGCUGUUUGUCUAUGAAUCCCGGAAACUUUCUUCUAACUUGAGCUAUGAGGCUGGGAAUCUUUUUAUUCAAUCGAGUUCUGAAACUAUUUCUGCCAAAGAAGUUACCGAAAGUAUUAUAACAAAAGCUGAUAAUGCACAACCCAAUGUCAAUGGUCAGCACAAGGUUAGAAAAAGAUCCUUGGACACUGAAGAUGAAUUCCUUGUAAAUUUUGAGUCUGAAGACAGUGGUGACAAAGACAAACCUAGAAGAUCAAAAGAACUUGAUCUCAUUUCAAAAGAAAAUCCUUUGUAUAUCAAAGGGUCUCCUGACACUGAAGAGGAAUUAGGACAGGCUUCCUCUAUAAAGUCUGAUUUUGAAUGUAAUUCUAAAAAGCCUGUGUGUCUAGAUACUCCAGAUAAAUGCCAAGUUACAAAGGACAUAUCUAAGAACUAUGUAGAUGUACCACCUGUUAAUGACUCUUCUAUUACAAAGCUGGAUAAAGUUUUAGAGAGUCAAUUUUCUAGAGAAAACAAGGGACCAACUAAUAGGAAUUGUGAAGAAAAUAAGCAUAGGAAGAAAGGUAAAAAUGUAUAUGAUUCUAAAAAAACUGACAAAGAGCACUACCGAAGAAAAAGAGAGCACUCUGAUACAGAAGAGAGAGAGAAGCAAAACAAAAAACUGGAUGGUCAUUUCCACAAGAGGAGGUGCUCUCAUAGUGUGGAAACAAAUAAGCAAAGUCGUCACAAGCAGGAAUAUUGCAAUGGAAACAGAUACAGAUCUUCCUAUGCUGAAAGAAACAGCCCUGAUGUCAGCAGAAACUCAGGGAAAUAUUCUCAUUACAGAUCUCGAAGCAGAGGACAUGAACAAGAUAGGAAUAGAUAUUACUAUUCCAAAGAAGAGAGAACUUGGAGCAGAGAAAGAUAUUAUCAAGAUGAAUCCUGGAGAUGGCAAAAAUGCAGACACUACAAUGAUUACUAUUAUUCUCAUGCAAAAGGAGAUAGUCGAGAAAGAAAGUUCUCCCAUUACAAUAAAGAUUUUGCCAAAUCAAGUCAAGCUUACAUCAGGUCACACAAGGAGUAUCAUUACAAAAGCAGACGGCCUCACAACUCACCCUCUAGAGAGGAGGAUGUACGUAACUUUAGCAAUCUCAGACUCAGAGCAGACUCAGGACACUGUUUAGUAGUCCAGCAGCAAUCUGAAAAAUAUUCUCAUGAAAGACAUAUGCUUCCACCUGUUCCACCAACUCAUUUAAAUUUUGAGGACUUUUCUCCCAAAAAUGAAAAACAAAGUGACAGAAAAAGAAAAUAUGCAGAAAGUAGUGAAAGUGAAACAGAAAGGAAAAGCAGAAAAGUAGAAAAAGAAGUUCUGGAUGAUGAAAAGAUGAAGAAAUACAAAGCCAAGAAGAAAAAGAAGUCCAAAGAUAAACAUCGAGAGAAGGAUUACAAACUUUAUGAUUCGGAUUUCUCUGUCCUCCACUUCGACAAUGACAAUCGCAAACGUAAGAAAAAAAAGAAAAAGAAGAAACACACCAGGAAAGUGAAAGGCUUCUUGGAAUAUUUGGAUCUUCGUUUCCAGAAGGAAGCAUGGGAGAAGGAAGAGUCUUGCCCUCCUGGUGACUGUUAUUGUGAGCAAUAUGGAAAUGAGGGCAGUAGACAACCCGACAAGGAACGCAAGCCUUCCUGUGGGGGUGAAAUCAAGAACUAGAUCUCCAUUGCAUCCAGUGAGAAUAUUAAAGAUGCGAAUUACUAAUUGAGGCCUUCAAUACUCAAACUAAAACAACCAUCAAAGCCAACAACUUUUCAACAAAAACAAACACUUCACAUCAUCAGAAUCGACUGCUUUAGACAUCUCAUCGCUACAAUCAGUGAGUUUACCCAUUAAUCAAAACCAGCACCUUUUAGCCAUCAACACAUUAGCAAUCCCAACACUCCCAUAGUGACUUUACCCAUCAGUCAAAACCAACACCUUUUAGCCAUCAACACAUUAGCAAUCCCAACACUCCCAUAGUGACAUUCACUAUCAGUCAAAACCAACACCUUUUAGCCAUCAACACAUUAGCAAUCCCAACACUCCCACAGUGACUUUACCCAUCAGUCAAAACCAACACCUUUUAGCCAUCAACACAUUAGCAAUCCCAACACUCCCAUAGUGACUUUACCCAUCAAUCAAAACCAACACCUUUUAAAUGUCAGCAUUUUAGUGAUCCCAAUGCUCCUAUCCCUGACUGCAACUGUCAGUCAAAACCAACACCUUUUAACCAUCAAUACUUUAGCCCCUGACUGCAACUGUCAGUCAAAACCAACACCUUUUAACCAUCAAUACUUUAGCCAUCCCAGUGCUCCCAUUAGUGACUUUAACUAAUAGUCAAAAACGACAGCUUUUACCCAUAAGUAUUUUAGCCAACCAACCUCCCAUCUGUGACUUUAAAUAUCAGUCAAAACCAACACUUUUCAGCCAGCAAUACUUUAGCCAUCCCAACACUCACAUCAGUAACUUGAACUAUCAGUCAAAAAUAACAAAUUGUAGUCAUCAAUAUUUAGCCAUGACAGUGCUCCAAUCAGUGAUUUUAACCACUUAAUCAGUCAAAACCUACACAUUUUAGCCAGCAAAAGUUUAGCCAUUCCAAUAUUCCCAUCAGUGAGUUUAACUAUCCAUAAAAACCAACACCUUUUAGCCAUCAAUACUUUAGCCAUUCCAACACUCUCAUGAGUGACACUAAAUAUCAGUGAAAACCAAUACCAUUUAGCCACCAAUACUUCAGCCAUCCCAUUGCUGCCAUCUGUGACAUUAAUCAUCUAUUUAAACCAACAACUUUUAGCCAUCAAUACUUCAGACAUUCCACUGCUCCUAUCAAUGACUUAAACCAUUAAUAAAAACCAACAACUUCUAGCCAUCAGUACUUCAACCAUCCCAGGGCUCUCGUUACUGACUUCAACCAUCAGUUAAAACCCAGUGUUCCUAAUCUGUGACUUUAACUAACCAUCAAAACUAACACCUUAUAGCCAUCAAUACUUCAGCCAUACAAGUGCUUCCAUCAGUGACUUUAACCAUAAGACCAACAGCUUCUGGCGUGCAAAAGUUUAGCAGUCGCAUCACUCCCAUCGGUGACUUAACCUAUCAAUCAAAACCAACACCUUUUAGACAUGAAUAAUUUAUUCAACCCAUCAUUCCCAUAUGUGACUUGAACUAUCCAUCAAAAUCAACACCUUUUCGCCAUAACUUGACUUAUCCCAGUGCUCCCAUCAGUGACUUUAACUACCAAUCAAAACCAACACCUUUUAGGCAUCACUACUUCACCAUUCGAAGUCUCCCAACAGUGACUUAUACCAUCAACUCCAGCACAUUGCAGCUGGAAGAACUUCAGCCAUCCUAAUACCACCAUCAGAGAUAUUAAACAUUAAUCAAAAACAAUAAAUUUUAGCCAGCAAUACUUCAGCCAUCUCAAUAUUCCCAUCAAUUACUUUUACCAUCAAAGCCAAAACCACGAAGCCAUUAGAACUUCACCAAUACCAGCCCUCCCAUCUGUGACUAUAACCAUCAGUCACAACCAACAUCUUUCAGCCAUCAGUAUGUCAACUCUGCCAGCUCUCCCAUCAGUGACUAUAACCAUCAGUUCAAACGAAAUCAUUUUAGGCACCAAUACUUGAGCCCUGCCAACCCUCUCAACAGUGACUAUAACCAUCAGUCACAACCAACAUCUUUCAGCCAGCAGUACAUCCGCCCUGCCAGCCCUAACAUCAGUGACUAUAAGCAUCAGUCCAAACUAAAAACGCUCAGCCACCAAUACUUCAGCCAGGCCAGUCUUACUAUUUCUGACUUUAAUCAUCACUCACUACCAACAGCUUUAAGCCAUCAGUACUUUAGCCAGGCAAGACCUCCCAUCAGUGACUAUAAUCAUCAGUCACAACCAACAUCUUUUAGCCACGCCAGCCCUUCCACCAGUGACAUUAUCCAUCAGUCACAAGCAACAUCUUUUAGCCACCAAUACCUCAGCCAAGCCAGCCCAUCCACCAGUGACUAUAACCAUCAGUCACAACCAACAUCUCUCAGCCAUCAGUACUUCAGACCUGCCAGCCCUCCCACCAGUGACUAUCACCAUCAGUCACAAAAAACAUCUCACAGCCAUCAGUACAUCAGCCAUGCCAUCCUACACAUCACUAUGACCAUCAGUCACAACCAACAUCUUUUAGCCACCAGUACUUUAGCCAAGCCAGCCCUCCCACCAGUGACAUUAUCCAUCAGUCACAAGCAACAUCUUUUAGCCACCAAUACCUCAGCCAUGCCAUCCUACACAUCAGUGACUAUAACCAUCAGUCACAACCAACAUCUCUCAGCCAUCAGUACUUCAGCCCUGCCAGCCCUCCCAAGAGUAACUAUAACCAUCAGUCACAAGCAACAUCUUUUAGCACCAAUACUUUAGCCCUGCCUGCCCUCCCCCCAGUGACUUGAACCAUCACUCACAGCCAACAUCUUUUAGCCACCAAUACUUUAGUCAUGCCUGCCCUCCCACCAGUGACUUUAUCCAUCAGUCACAAGCAACAUCUCUCAGCCAUCAGUAUGUCAGACCUGCCAGCCCUCCCACCAGUGACUAUCACCAUCAGUCACAAAAAACAUCUCACAGCCAUCAUUACAUCAGCCAUGCCAUCCUACACAUCAGUGACUAUGACCAUCAGUCACAACCAACAUAUCUCAGCCAUCAGUACUUCAGCCAAGCCAGCCCUUCCACCAGUGACAUUAACCAUCAGUCACAGCCAACAUCUUUUAGCCACCAAUACCUCAGCCAGGCCAGCCCAUCCACCAGUGACUAUAACCAUCAGUCACAACCAACAUGUCUCAUCCACCAGUACCUCAGCCCUGCCAGCCCUUUCACCAGUGACAUUAACCAUCAGUCACAGCCAACAUCUUUUAGCCACCAAUACUUUAGUCAUGCCUGCCCUCCCCCCAGUGACUUUAACCAACAGUCAGAGCCGACAUCUGUCAGCCAGCAGUAUGUCAGCCCUGCCAGCCCUACCAUCGCUGACUAUAACCAUUAGUCACAACCAACAUCUUUUAGCCAUCACUACCCCAGCCCUGCCAGCCCUUCCAGCAGUGACUAUAACCAUCAGUCACAAAAAACAUCUCUCAGCCAUCAGUAUUUCAGGCCUGCCAGCCCUCCCACCAGUGACUAUAACCAUCAGUCACAACCAACAUCUCUCAGCCAUCAGUACUUCAGCCCUACCAGCCCUUUUACCAGUGACUAUCACCAUCACUCACAGCCAACAUCUUUUAGCCACCAGUACAUCAGCCAAGCCAGCCUUUCCACCAGUGACAUUAUCCAUCAGUCACAAGCAACAUCUUUUAGCAACCAAUACCUCAGCCCUGCUAGCCAUUUCACCAGUGACAUUAAGCAUCAGUCACAGCCAACAUCUUUUAACCACCAAUACUUUCGUCAUGCCUGCCCUCCCCCCAGUGACUUUAACCAGCAGUCAGAGCCGACAUCUGUCAGCCAGCAGUAUGUCAGCCCUGCCAGCCCUACCAUCGCUGACUGUAACCAUUAGUCACAACCAACAUCUGUCAGCCAUCAGUACCUCAGCCCUGCCAGCCCUUUCACCAGUGACUUUAUCCAUCAGUCACAAAAAACAUCUUUUAGCCACCAGUACCUCAGCCAAGCCAGCCCUUCCACCAGUGACUAUAACCAUCAGUCACAACCAACAUCUCUCAGACAUCAGUACUGCAGCCCUGCCUGCCCUCCCACCAGUGACCAUCACCAUCAGUCACAAGCAACAUCUUUUAGCCACCAAUACUUUAGUCAUGCCUGCCCUCCACCCAGUGACUUGAACCAGCAGUCAGAGCCGACAUCUGUCAGCCAGCAGUAUGUCAGCCCUGCCAGCCCUACCAUCGCUGACUAUAACCAUCAGUCACAACAAACAUCUCUCAGCCAUCAGUACCUCAGCCCUGCCAGCCCUUCCACCAGUGACUUUACCAUCAGUCACAAAAAACAUCUCUCAGCCAUCAGUAUUUCAGCCCUGCCAGCCCUACCAUCGCUGACUAUAACCAUCAGUCACAGCCAACAUCUUUUAGCCACCAGUACCUCAGCAAAGCCAGCCCUUUCACUAGUGACUUUAUCCAUCAGUCUCAAAAAACAUCUCUCAGCCAUCAGUACUUCAGCCCUGCCAGCCCUUUCAGCAGUGACA